This is a messenger RNA of Suillus clintonianus, 703 nucleotides long. RefSeq lists its product as uncharacterized. The transcript is spliced from 6 exons. Bases 73 to 603 code for a protein of 176 amino acids. The record is from RefSeq and is a predicted model, not a curated record. Lineage: Eukaryota; Fungi; Basidiomycota; Agaricomycetes; Boletales; Suillaceae.
AGCCAUGCUGACCGAAGACUUUAUUCAUUGACAGGUCCUCAGCAGAGGGUGACGAUUGAUCAACGUACGGAGAUGCGGUCUAGGAUACUCUCUGUGACUUCUGCCAGUGCAUCACCAUUUGAGCAAAUUUUCCAGCUUGGUUCUGGUGAAUCUUCAGGCCGCAUUGCAGUGAACUUGCUCAUUUUCAAUCAUUUAGCUGCUGUCAUUAUUUUCGAACACUCUUUCUACGUUUUCGACCAGCGACGCCAUCUUAAGGACCAGCAAGAAUCUGUUCCCUCUUUUAAUGUUGCUCUCGGGCGGUAUAUGGCUUCUCCGUAUGCAAUUACUGUCAGGGACUCAGUGAAAACUGCUGUUCACGCAUAUCAAGAACCUCCUGUGGGCACUGCCGUCCACACAAAUGAAGGAAACUCGUCUAAUUGGAAAGCAAAGCUACUGUUUGGACGCUUCCGGAGGAAGAAAAAACAAUCUUUCAAACCCUCUCAGGGCAAGGUGAAAGAGUCCUUUGAAUGCUCUCAGGAGAUGGCGAAACAACCUAUGGAUUGCUCGGGUUUAAUCGAAAGAAUUCUUGCAAUCACUUUAGAGCAUCGCCUGCCACGACCUUGAUGCCAGUCAAUGAAUCACGACGUAGGUGAUGCUUGGAGUCAUAUUCUGGAGGCAAAUGAGGGUUUCUAGAAUGGUCUGUCGAGGGCGGUUCAAGUUUUGA